This is a messenger RNA of Dreissena polymorpha, 11879 nucleotides long. RefSeq lists its product as uncharacterized. NCBI's taxonomy places the organism in Eukaryota, Metazoa, Mollusca, Bivalvia, Myida, Dreissenidae. The transcript has 6 exons. Bases 107 to 8161 code for a protein of 2684 amino acids. Gene Ontology annotation, molecular function: protein binding. The record is from RefSeq and is a predicted model, not a curated record.
GUUCAAUGCGAUAGUCGGUGGAAAAUUAAUUUGCAGCAGUUAAAACCACUUUGAACGUUUCUGAACCAGAUGGGUGGUACCACAAUGCUCUAAGCAAAAUGCAAAGAUGAUGGAGGUUGACCACGAGUAUCUGCAGGGCCUAGGGGUGGGGCUACAGGGUCUUCGUACUUCUGGGCAGUUCUGUGAUGCCAUGGUCUGUGUGGGCAGCACCCGAAUACUGGUUCAUAAGGUAGUGCUGAGUGCUGCCAGCAAAACUCUCCAUGACCUGGCCCUGGACUUUGAUAUGAUGCCGCACAGAGACAGAGACCAGCUGGAGAUAGUUAUCCCUCCUGACAUACCCCUUCUGGCUGUCAACGCCUUCAUCAACUUCAUAUACACAGGUCAGCUGGACUUGACCAGUCGUAUCGUGGCUCACAUGGAGAGACUGGCCUCACUGUUUGACAUCCAAAGACUGACCAACAUCUGUCAGAAGUUCAUUCAGAGGUCAACAACACCAGACAGUCAGAACCUGAACCUACAGACAGUGAACCAGACUGAGGCAGACAGUUCCCUUAAUGGGUCAAGGCCAGGUCGACGUGAGCAUCGUCUCAGCAGCGCGUCGGAACUCAGCAGGAGUAACUCUGCGUGCUCAGGGUUCAGCAGUGACCUGGGGUCAUCCGGGGUCGUCAAUGUAAAAAUAGAGCCCGCCCAUUUGGCAGCAUUUGAAACUGCCUCUGAUCAUGCACAACAUGGCAUGACUGCAACUGCAGGCCGGGUUUCCGCGCUGAAGAAGGUUCCUGGACAGGGCUCACUGAGCAUGCUGGAGAAACUGAUGAGCCCCCGGGUAAACCUGCAGAAGCUUCCUGCCAACAUUACGCCAGAUGUGGUCGUCAUGGUGAGUGACGAAGAGACAGAAGGCGUAAAUAACUCCUCCCCACACUCUGGGCUGCAGUACACACUAGCUGAGAAGGAGGCAAUAGCGGUGGAGGCCAAGCGUUAUGGCACCACACAUGUGUCCCAGUCACGGAACAUUCCCCUACCGGAUAUACUCAGCUGGAUGACUUUGUUCGGACUGAGGAAUCCUGUACUGCAAAAGAAAGAGGGACGGGGGAAGCAGGUGAACCACGAGGCUGACUUGGCAUUGGUGCGUUGGAUUGUGCAGCAGCAGGAGUUCCAUGGAUGUGUGGAUCUUGACAGUAUGAAACAGUAUGCUCUCACUGUGCAUCAGAAAACAAACCCGAAAUUCUGUGCCUCCAAAACAUGGCUUGGGAACUUCCUUCAGCGCAAUUUAUCUGUGUUGCAGAAAACCAAGUUUGUUCAUGGUGACAAGACUGAAAUGAAUCUUUGUGCUGAGGCAGCCCUUCCUGUGGGACAGAGUAUUAAGCAGGAAUUAACGGACGGAGAGGAGCAUGACCAGAGUGAACUAAGAAAUCUCAGUGGAGGUCUGAUCCUGGAACAGGCAAACUUGUCUGAACUGGGAAUGGUCAAUGAAGCGCUGUCAGGCAUUGGUCACUUUACCAAUAAGGCUGAUGAUGAUGAAGAUGACAAUGGUAAUGACUUCAUUGAUGAGGACACCAGUGGUCUAUUUGGUGAUAAUUCAGGUGGUUUGACAAGCUCCUAUCUGAUGGAUGAGACAGAAGAGGACCUGCCAGCGACAGAGGGGCCACGGACACAGGGCUCAGUCGUGACCCCCUUUGGCAAGAGGCCAAUCAUUGUGGGGCAGUCGAAAAGCUUUGAUAUGAAAUCAGAACGUAGAAUUGUUCAGUGGGUGCUGGAGCGCAAUGCAAGGGAUGGUUAUGUGUUCACUGAUGAUUUUAAAGACUUCGCCAAAACUCUGUAUAAAGGGUCCAAACCAUUUGGUGCUACGCAGUGUUGGAUGAAAAAGUUCCUAAGACGUAACAGAGUGUUGAGGGAUGUGAAGUUCUGUUCCAAAUAUAAGAAUACCUACACCACAGGCGAGAAGCAAACUGCCGUAGCUCUAGCUAAGCGCUUUGGUGUCACAUACGCUUCCAAAAGAACAGGCAUUAAUCAAAAGAUUAUCCACUGUUGGAAGCUGUCGGCUGAUAAGGGGCUUCUUACUUUGGAGGGUGUGGACACAGAUGACCUGAUGCCCGCGUCCAUAUCUGUAAGCAGUGAGGGUCCAUCCACCACCCUGCAUGACUCCAUGCUGGAUAUCUCCCAGGGUAACACACUUACCAGCCUUGAGACAGCAACAAGUCAUGGUAUUAGAGGGGAAGCUUCACAUGGCAUCGUGCCGGAAUUUGAGGAUAGAAUUGUGGAAGAAAUUAAGGAACUGCAACUGAAAGAAGGCAGUGUGAAUUACAACGACAUAAGUGCGAUCAGUCAGUCCAUUUAUAAGGAAACCAGACCAACAUUUAAAGCUUCGUACGGGUGGAUAAAGUCAUUUUUGGAACGUAGGAAAAUUGAUCUGCUAGGAAUUGAAUUGGAAAAUGUCAGUAAAGUUUUUGUAGAAGAUGAAACUGUUGCAAGUUCCAGUGAAAUCAGUAAGGAGCAGGUUUCAGCCAUGGUUGACCAGGCUCUUAAAGCCAUUGGAACAGAGGAUGGUGGUCUGACUGGGACUGGGGAACAGAUACGAAAACCGAUAAUUGUUGGGCCAUCAGUGGUGUUUGAUAGGAAAACAGAGAAGCAUCUGGUAGACUGGGCUUUAGAGAGGUUCAACAAAGAUGGCUAUGUUUUCACUGACGAUUUCAAACAGUAUGCCAAAUCUGUACACAAAGGUCCCAAACACUUUUCAGCCUCCUCAGGCUGGAUGACGCUGUUCCUGAGACGUCACAGGGCUCUGAAAGACGUGCAGUGGAAAUCCAAGUUUAAAAAUAACUAUACAGAGGGGGAGAAAAUGGCAGCAGUUCAAGAGGCCAAACGACUGGGCACUGGUCAUGUUGGGAGGACACUUGGCAUCGACCCUGCUUUGAUUUGUGCCUGGAGAAUCAAAAUGGAAAAAAAUGCUCCAAAGCAUCAAACAUUCUGGAAAGGUACAAAGUUGAAAAAGUUUGGUUGGAAGGUUACUAAAUUCCGUCCUCUUGCUAAUGCGCAGGCUUCUGAAAGUUCAUCUGAGGCGUUCAGGGGUGUGGUGCCAGAGUUUGAGCAGAGGAUCAUAGAACUCAUUCAUGAAGAGCAUGAAAGGGAGGGCAGUAUCUCGUACGAGGAAAUGAGUCGCUUGGCACAAUCUGUUUACAAGGAAACCAGACCAUCAUUUAAGGCCUCGUAUGCCUGGAUCAGGAACUUCAUGAAACGCAAUGAAGGAAAGCUGCAGGAGCUGAAUAUUGAGAAUGUGAAGAAAGUAUUCAUGCCUGAUGAUGAGACUGAUAAUCCAUCAACAUCGUUCCAUCAUGAUCCAGAUGGUGGUGAUUUCCAGUUAACAAACGUGUUCCACAAGAGGCCAAUCAUUGUAGGCCAGUCUCGAGCAUUUGACAUGAAAACAGAGAAGAGACUUGUUCAGUGGUUGGUAGACGAACAGCAGAAAAAUGGAUAUGUUUUCCUGGACCAAUUCAAAACCUUUGCUCAAUCUUUGUACAAGGGAGAGAAGAAAUUUGCAGCAACUCAGGCAUGGAGAAUUAAGUUUUUGAGAAGAAAUCAUGCAGCUUUGAAACAUGUUAAGUUCACAUCUCGGUUCCGAAACCAGUAUUCUUUGAAAGAAAAGAAAGUGAUUGUCCAGGAAUCCAAGAAGUUUGGCGUGGCUCAUGUUGCAAAGAUGACGGGUAUAGAACAUUGUCUCAUAAAUCAGUGGCGACUGAAACUUGAGCGUUCAGGACUGAUUUCAGCUGACACUGACUCCAGUCCUAUGUCAGUACCUAGCAACAGCUUACAUGGGCUGCCUAGCAACAGCUUACAGGGAUUUGCUUCAAAAGAAAAACCUUUGACUAAAAUCCAGAAACGAGCAGACCCAGGCUUGUUAAGUUCUCGGGGUAUUGUUCCGGCGAUGGAGCGCAGAAUAAUGCAAAUGAUAAACAACAAAAUGGAUGAUGAGGGGAGUGUGAGUUACAAGUUUGUUAGCAUGGCAGCACGCUCUGUCUAUAAAGAAACCAGACCUCAAUUCAAGGCCAGUUAUAACUGGGUAAUGGAUUUUGUCAAGAGAAAUAAGAAAGCUCUGCGGCACGUCGACUUCGAAACGUCACCAAAAGCAGAGUUUGGAACAGGAGACAUUGACAUGGAGAUCCUUUGUACUGACGACACCAUUCCUAACAUGGAAGCCCUGUUUGCUGAGAAUCAGGAGGUCUCAAAGAUUACCAGUAGUCAUUUGAAGGAAACCACUCAGUCCGCGGCCAACCAGGAACACACGCAUACGGACAGCGAUAGUGCAAAUGACCCCAUGAUUGUUAUCGAGAAUUUUGAAGGUGAAGUUUUAAGGUCUGAAGAUAUUGAUGCAGUUCCAGGUGCGAGCUCUGAACUGAAUAAAAUUGCUCAAACAAAGAGGCCAAUAAUCAUAGGAAAAGCAAAACAUUUUACAAGGAAAGAAGAGAAACAAUUAGUUGAAUGGUUGAUGGAAAAGAAUGAAAAAGAUGGGUUUGUGUUUACAGAUGAUUUUCGAAGGUAUGCUAGGUCCAUGUAUAAAGGGGAACAAGAGAAAUUUGGUGCAACCAAUGCUUGGAUAACAAAGUUCUUGCGGAGGAAUCGUUUGGAAAAUAAACUUAAAUUCCAGUCAAAAUUGGUUGGAAACAAUCCAAAGUUUGAAGAAAAGAUUGUUCAACUUAUACUUAAACAGCAAGAAAAGGAAGGUAGCGUCUCAAAUGACGACAUUCAAAGAAUUACAAUGUCUGUGUACAAAGAAAUACGACCUAAUUUUAGGGCAUGUUACAACUGGAUUAAAGAUUUCAUCAAACGUCACAAGGAUGAAUUAGCAGGUGUUGAAUUGGAAAAUGUGAAAAAAUUGUACAUUCCUGACGACAAUGAAAAAGAUGGAGUGUUAAUUCGAGAUUAUGAUCCGUCUCUGAGUAUUUCUCUUUUGGACAAUUAUUCAGAAAGCAGGCACAGUUUAGGUGAGGCUAGCAACGGUAGAUUUGUAGGAAAACAAAGCAGUGACACCUCAUGGGUUGAUCUUGAUGACACGGUUGACCUUGACAGUUCACAGUCAUCAUUUACCUCGCCUUCCACCAGUCAAACAUCGAGCAGCGUUCUAGUUAAGUUGGCCAAUCAGAAGCGACCUGUGAUCAUAGCUCCACCCAAAAUGAUGGACAUCAAGACAGAAAAGAAAUUGGUACAGUGGAUGCAGGAACAACAGGAGAAACAGGGCUGUGUGUACCUUGACCUUUUUAAGCAAUAUGCCAAAUCAUUGCACACUGGACCCAAACACUUUGCAGCCACCCAGGCUUGGAUGACGCGGUUCAAACAGAGAAAUCACACUGCACUGAAGAAUGUGGUUAUCAAAUCAAGGUUCAGAAAUGAGUAUUCUAUGGAAGACAAAAUUGCUAUUGUGGAGGAAGCCAAGAGGCUUGGUUCUCAUCAUGUGGGCAGAAAACUGGGGAUCAGUGGGUCCGUUAUUUACCAAUGGAAGGCACAGCUUGAUCAAGCUGAAAAGCCUGGUGGUGGUGCGAUGUUCAAAGAGGCGUUGGAUGUCGGGGACGCAGGAAGUUCAAGGGGAGUUGUGCCAGAGUUUGAAUCGCGCAUAGUCAGAAUGGUGCUGGAGACCCAGAGAGCCAAAGGCAGUGUCUCAGACGAGGACAUAAGCUUGUGUUCCCGAUCAUUGUACAAGGAAACGAGGCCAAACUUUAAGGCAAGUUACAACUGGGUUUCAGAUUUUAUUCGAAAGUAUGAAGAUCAGUUUAAGGAAGUUGUUUUUGAAAAUAGAAAAAAGAUUAAAAGUGAGGAAGAAAAGUUGCGAAUAUUGUCAGAAGAAAAGAAAUAUGGGACUGAACAUGUUAUAAAGAAGCGAAACAUUUCAGCUAGUACAAUAAGCACAUGGAAAAAGCAGAUGAGAGAAAAAGCGAUUCCCAUUCCAAAGUUCAAAGCUGCAAUAAGUGAUAAAAUAAAAAAGAAAUAUGCCAAGAACAAGAUAAAGAAUUAUACCACAGAAGAAAAGAGAAAUAUGGUAACCAUAGCUGAAGAACAUGGGAUCACACAUGCGUCACUGAAACUGGGAAUUUCUAGGAAAGUGAUUGACAAAUGGAUUAGAUUCUUUCGAGACCAAGGCGAGGAGAUAACCAUCAAAGCCAGAAAGCCUUCAGUACUGAAGAAAGAACUGGAGCAGAAAAUUCUUAGUUGGGUGCUAGAGCAGAAUGCAACCCUUGGAGUGGUUCUUACCAAUCGUGUCAUAGAUUAUGCCAGAAAGGUGUUUGAGGAAGCCUUCACCAACUUCACCGCCUCCACCAGCUGGCUAGAGGCCUUCCUGUCUGCCCAAGGCUCCAAGCUAGAGAAUGUACGCUUCAGGGACAAAGGUGAUAGUGAUCUGGAAUUUUCUGAUGAAAUCAAAUUGAAGAUAGCUCGUCAUGCUGAGGUCAAUACUGGCACGGUGACAGCUGAGCUGACUGGCUUGUUGCCAAAAGUUAUCUACCACUGGAGGCGACAGCUGAAACAGAAAGGUUAUGAUCUUAAAACAGAUCUGGACUCGUCAAGUGAGAAUACGCCUGGUCUACCUUUAGACCCAUCACCAAGCACAUCUCCUGAACCUACAAGUGUCCUGCAGCUGAAAUUGGAUCGAAUAGCAGCAAAAUUUGAUAUAGCAACCAGGCGGAGAAUAGUAGAGGAGGCCAGUAUAAAUGGUACAUCUGCCACUGCAUCUCAUCAUAAAAUACCAUUGCCAUUGCUCCUGAAAUGGAUGAAGACAUCAGUCAAUGGGACAGAGAGCCCGGCAACAGUCUCAUCUAGUCCUGUCUCUUCCACAGGCGUGCCAAAAGACUCUUCAAUGUCCAGUGCUGAGAAGACGUUCAAACGCCACAGCAAGGAAACCAGGGUGGAGGCUGUUGCAGAAGCUAAAGUUAUUGGUGUGAAAUUAGCAUCAGAGAAAACGGGUGUCCCAUAUUCCACAUUGUAUAUGUGGGUGAAAGAAGAACGUGAGUCCAGUGUUGACAGCGAGAGAGACUCACUUGAGAGAUUAGUGGCUGAAAAACGAAGAUCUGUGUCGCAAGAUGGUGUAAGUGUGGCGUCUGAAACAGUUGUGAAAAUAAUACCUCCGGAGAAAAUAAAGAGAGAACCUGGUCUACCAGUGAAAACUUCAGCAUUCAUACCAGCAGUUGCCAGCAAACAUAAUCCUGUGAUAUCCCCACCAAAGAAAGUUGUCAGAAAAUAUACUGAUCAAGAAAAGUUUGAUGUUGUUAAAAGUGCUUUGAAAAUAGGUACAAAGGAAGCUGCCUUGAUGUUUGAUAUUCCACAGUCUAAUGUGAAGAGGUGGAGGGACUUGUAUAAAGACCAGGUCCUCAGCCUUGCUAAUGUAGCUGCUAAGAAAAAAACUCUGCCAGCCCCUGUAAUCAAGGCUAAACAUGAGUCACAAGAGUCAGUCAAUGAAAGUAAACGCAAAGCUGAGGAAAGUAUUGAACAAGGGAAACCAAAAAGGGGCAAGUACACUGUUGAGGAAAAACUAGCCUUUGUAAAGGAAAGUGAUACAACAAACAUGAAAGUUGUUGCUGAAAAGGCUGGGGUGACAUUGGACUGUUUAUAUCGCUGGAGAUUCCAGUAUCUGGCCAGUGUUCGUCUUGCUGCUGCCACCUCUGCUGCUGGUCAUUCUGGCACCCCUGACAGAGAGAAGUCUGGCUCCCCAGUGAUGCCUGCACCCCGGAACAUAUCCUUUAUGCUGCCAGAGCAGACAAGGGAAGAGCGGGCAGUUCAAGACAUUGAUGAGAUUGAUAGCUUUGAACAUCCAGAAAAUAUUGUGGCCAGACUCACUGAAGAUGAACUAGCUCAGAUUGAGUCCAUGACUGAGACAACUAUGAAAGGUUUGGAUGACAUCUCUAACAAUGGUAAGGCAUUGGAGGGAAAGGAUAUCCAAUCUAUGAAAAGCCUCAAAGGAGCCAGCCCACCUCUGGAUGACAUUGUUAUCAGUGCCACAGGGCGCCUGUUGGAGAUGACAUCAGAAUAUGAGCCCUCUCCGAUGCAUGGUAGCCUGGGACCAGAUGAGACAUCACCCAGCCACCAUGGUGAUACUGAGAUAGAUGAAGUUCAAGGUGACGAGAAUAAUGACUGGGGAAAAAUAAAAAUUGUAAAUGUUAAAAGUGAAGCACCAAUUUCCUAACUAUGCUUAGGGUAUUUUUAUUAUUAAUUUACAUAAUUGGGUAUUCAGCUGUAUUCAGAUUUCAAUCACCCCAUUAUGAGAUUCAUAAUGCUGAGUCUAUUCGCUCCACUUUAUCUUAUCCAGCUGAUUUUUAAGUAUUUUUUUGCUAUGCUUUUUUUAUUUCUUGUGAAAAAACUGCAAUACAAUCAAGAAAUAAUUAUUGAUUUUUGAGUGUUUAUCAUCAAGCAAACACAGAUUACAAGCAAAAUUUACUGUGUUCGAAUGUAAACAUAGUUUGGACCACAUUAUUCAAAAAUGGGUCAUAUGCCAAAUGUGUCCAGCCAAGCUCCAGAUUAGCCUGCCCAGUUACGCAGUCUUUUUACCAGCUUCCCUGUCUGCUCACGAAACCAUAAAGGCUUGUGUUACUUUACAGAUGUUUUUAGUCGAACAUGGUCUGUAAUAACGGUUGCAUAUGUAAAAAAAUACAUGGUACUUUGAUUAGCUUAGAAUGAAGACUACAAUUGUUCAUUUAAUGGGGUUGAGUUACAAUUAUAAAUUUAUUCUGCAGAAAGUUCUGCCAGGAAGUUAAAAUGAAAUAAAUUUAAAAUAUAGUAACAAAAAGUACCCCACAUCCGAGUACCAAACUCAAAGAUUAAGUGUUGUAAGUUCCUGAAGAUUGUAUUGUUUUGAAUAUGUGCUGAAGAUAUUGUUACCAAAGUUAUGUCUCUUAAAGUAUAACUUUGUUACUAAGAGUAUUAGCUCACCUGAGCACAGUAUGUUCAUGUUCAUGGUGAGCUUUUGUGAUAGCCUUUUGUCUGUCGUAUGGCAUCAUUGUUUCCUUUUGAACACUAGAGGCCAUAUGUAUUUUCCGAUCUUCAUGAAACUUGAUCAGAAGAUUUGUCACAAAGCUGUCUUGUAAUGGUUUUAAAAUGGUUCCGGUUGGUUGAAAAACAUGGCCACCAGGGAAAGGGCAUUUUUCCUUAUAUGGCGAUAGUAAAAUUUGUUAACACUCUAGUCCAUUGUCUAUUGUUGGAUCUUCAUGAAACAUUGUCAGAAUAUUAUAUUUGAUGAGAUCCCAAAUGGUUACUGUUUGUUGAAGAAGAUGGCUGCUAGGGUUGGGCAUUUUUCCUUAUUUAGCUAUAGUAAACCCUUGUUAACACUCUAAAGUCACUUUUUUAGUCCAAUAUUCAUGAAAUUUGGCCAGAACAUUUGUUUUUAUCACAUCUGGGCUGAGUUUGAAAUAGUUCAAGUCUGUUGAAAAACAUGGCCGCAAGGGGGCUGGGCAUUUUUUCCUUAUAUAGUUUUGGUAAAACCUUCUUAACUCUCUAAUUGAUAUUUGGGCCAAGUUUAAAUAUGGUUUCAAAAACAUUUUAAAAAAUUGCUGAGAACAGGUCAGUACCUGAAGUCUCAGGUGAGCGACCAUUGGCCUCUGGCCCACAUGUUUCUCAGUAAUAAUGCUGAAGAUAUAUCGAUCUGUUAUCUGUCAUAAAGACCAUUAUUUUGCCUGCCAAAUUUAUCACCUUAAUUAUCAUUUAUAAAAGGAAAUUACCAAAAUGUGUUUGAUAUAAUAUCUGGUGCUUUAUGUUUGCAUUUUUAUCAUUUUCUGUGUGUCUGUUCAGUGUACUUAGCAUAUGUGUGUAUUUCUUUUUUAAAUAUGCCUAUGUUGUGCAAUGUUUGAUAUGUGAGAAGUAUAUGUACGCAUUUAUAUUGGUUUGUUUUGUAAAAUCAUUUUGUAUCAUCUUAGUGUCCUGCCAAAUAUGUUUGUUGUUCUUGUUCGAUACGUACACAUGUAGAAACAUUGUUUUAGUUAGCAUAAAAGUAAUACUAUUGUCUAACUUUUAUUAACGACUGUGCAGCUGGUUUUUUGAUAAAUGUUAUACAUGUAAUGAGUUUGUAAAUAGGUAUGUGGACUUUUCAUCAACACAAAAUCAACUUUAAAAAAAUCUUACAAUUUGCACCUGUAUGGUAAUUUCAAUCUGUGGUUUAUUGCUUUAUUUUAAGCAGAUUUUGUGUUUUGUUUUAAGUAAUUGCACAUAAUUCACAUUUGAACAUAAUAGAUCUGUUUUUAAUGACAAUACCCAAAUGGAAUAUAUUAUGAUUGUUUCCCCUUCAAAAUAUUUUACAUGUGGGCUGUGCUCUGUGAAAAAGGGGUUUCAUUCAUGUGCGUAAAGUGCUGUCCAAGAUUAGCCUGUGCAGUCUGCACAGGCUAAUCAGGGACGACACUUUCCGCCAUACUUAAUUUUUGCUAAGAAGAGACUUUCUUGAAACAAAAAAUAUCAUAAAAGUGUAAUGUGUCGUCCCAGAUUAGCCUGUGCUGACUGCACAGGCUAAUCUGGGAUUACACUUUAGGCACAUGCAUUAAACCCCCUUUUUCAUAGAGAACAGCCCAUAUGUAUUUUAGUGUUCAGUUGCAUAUGAUGUGAUAGUCUCUUACAUGUACUUGUGUACUUGAUAUUCUGCAUGUAGUUAUGUUGUGUGUGUGUAAAGUUUUGCUAGUAUGGAUAUAAAUGCCAGUGCCAGUACAGGUAGCUCAUUCAACUUUAUUACAAAUGCAAAUGUCUUACAUAUGUAGUUGAAUGCUAUCUUCGGUCAACAGUUUUUAUGUGCCCACAGAUAGGGAGGUACACUGCAACUCCAAUAUAUCGCGGUCCCUUAUAUCGCGUUGUCCAUUGUAUCGCGAAUCGGCUUUGACUCCCAAAAAUCUGACGAGCUUGAUCACCAAAUGACAUGUUUUAAUCUGAAAAUUUGUUUUAAGAGUGGCCCUUGUCUGCCGCUACCAAUAAAUGUUGAAUGCAGUAGAAAGCUUAGCAACACACUAUCAAUGAUUUCACAUUAUUAUUUGAUCAAGCAAAUACAGUAAAAUCAUUUAUAUCAGAUUCUUCAAAUGUUUAGGUUUUUCAAAAAUGACUUCUUUGUGGACACGUAAAUUAAUUGAUUUCUGAUUUUGGGAAAGAAAAGAGAACUUUGCAUUUUCAAAUGUGGUUGAAAUCAACGAAAAAAUAAAUGUUGAAUGAAUAAUUAUCAUUUUACAGUAUCGAAACAUUGUUGGUUCUUACAGGCAAUUUGUCGUCACAUGUAUGUUAAAUGACUAAAAGCUUUAUGUUGGUGAUCUCAAUUUCUCAUCUUAAUAUUUUCUCUUGAACAACAAAAAGUCAAUUUUAUUCAAUCAUGCAACUACAAAUAAGUAUAGUUACUUGUCUAAUGAUUCAUUACUGAACCACUUGUUCAAUAUCAAUAAAAUUGUGGCUUAAGAUGUUCAAACACCAUUCUUUAAUGCCAUAUUCAUGUUUACUUUCCCAGAUAUAUUUAAAUACUAUUCCACGUGUAGUGAUGACGAUGUUGUGGUAUAUUUUGUUAGUGUGUUUUAGUUUUUUGUUCUAUACAUGUGCUAGUCAUUGUUUAUGGUUAAACGUUUUUCAUGUUUUUUAAUUAAUCUCUGAAAUGUUUGUGAAAAAUUGUAUAAUAGUUGGAAAACUGCAUUAUGGAAAUGAAGAUAUCUCAACAGCACUCAAUUGAAUACAUGGUACACCAAGAUAUCGUUGCAUGGCAUAUGAUAAUAAUAUUAUUGCAUGGUUCAUAAGGAUGUCAUUACCUGGUACACUAUGAUAUCAUUACAUGAUUCACUAUCAUGACCAUCGCACCUCUUAUUAUCAUUUAAAUAACUUCAUGCGUAUGUCAGUUGUGUAAACAUUUCAAAAUGUAAUGUAUUUUGAAUGUUGUCAAUAAAAUGUAGAUUUCA